Molecule: messenger RNA, 5209 nt
Organism: Fusarium odoratissimum NRRL 54006
Lineage: Eukaryota; Fungi; Ascomycota; Sordariomycetes; Hypocreales; Nectriaceae
Exons: 7
Coding region: 1385-4744 (1119 amino acids)
Source: RefSeq, a predicted model, not a curated record
GUUGACUUGCUUCAAAUAGAGCGGGGAAGGAUAGACGCAGUAAAAACCUCACGUAAACCGUAUCACAAUACAAGCUCAUGGGUUGGCCUGCUUGAUUCAGCAUCCGCACUCACAACUCACUCUUUACCUCGUUUUACUCACUUGAUGGAUUCCGUCGCAACCACUAAGGCCGAGGCGGAUGCUCAUCUGGAAACUCUCCGUCAAAAGAGGGGCGUUGGUAGAGAACAACCAGAGGAGUCUGUUCUUGUACAAAGUCUGGACCAGGCACUUAAAAUCGUUUCCGAUCAACUCUACAAAGCUUCAACACAUUUCAUUCUCGAGUUAAUCCAGAAUGCGGAUGACAACCAGUAUGAUUCUGAAAUUGUGCCCAGUCUGCGACUGGCAUUGUACAAUAAUGGAGGUCAUAGAUAUUUCCGGUCUGACUGUAACGAAGUUGGCUUCACAUUCAAGCAACUUGACGCUCUGACACGAGUCGGUCAAAGUACCAAGGCCGCCACCAUCGACAAUUCGAAGUCGUGCAUCGGCGAAAAGGGCAUCGGAUUCAAGUCCGUGUUCAAGGUAGCUGAUGUGGUCCACGUUGCAAGUGGGUUUUACGAGUUCAAGCUUGACCGCAAUGCUCGCAUCGGAAUGAUUCUUCCAAUUACCUCACAAUUUCCUACUGCGGAUCGCGUAGUUGAUAAUACGCAGUUCCUGCUGGAGUUGAAAAGUCAACGCGACUACGAUGUCAUCAAGGAGGAGCUAAACAGUAUCGAGCCAGAUAUGUUGCUCUUCUUACGAAAUCUCGACCAGGUCCAUAUAUCUAUUCGCGGCUUGAACAAGCAGUAUCGACGCAAGAUCAACAGAUCAGACCCGAGAUAUGACGGAGAAACUGUAAAGAUAUCUGUUCAGGGCGACGCCGUAACCUCAAAAGAAUACAUCGUUCACCGAUAUACUGCCAAAAAUUUACCUCCGGUGCCCCAGAGAGAAGGCAUUGAUUCUUCUGAGGUUGUGAUAGCAUUCACGGUUGAUAAUGAAGCCACUUCUGUAUUCAUCACUCAAAAGGUGUUUGCUUUCCUCCCAGUGGAUGACUUUGGCUUCCGUGUAAGUGACCUUUCAGUUGAGCGAAUAUACAUAGGCAGCCAAGAAUAUAACACUAAUGGCUUGCUCGGUUUAGUUUCUUAUCCAUGCGGAUUUUAUACUUGUAGCCAGUCGAGAGCGUCUCGAUGAAUCAAGCCUCUGGAACCAUUCUCUCAGGGAUCUAAUCGAGACUGCCUUCGUGAAAUCAAUCCGUCGUCUUGUUGCACUAUCCCCUACCCAGGAUGGGGAGGGACUUUGCUACAAGUGGCCGAAAUACCUCCCUCGCCAUCCCGAAACCUCAGGAUUUUGGCAUGACCUCCAUCAAAAUAUGAUGAAUGCCCUGCGUAAGACACCUUUGCUUGAGUCGGGAGCGGACGACACCCUACGAAAGCCUACUGAUCUCUACUACGUACCCAGAGAUUGGAGAUUCGAGAACGGAGCUCUUUUCGACCUCCCGCCACUAUUGAAAACGCACUUGUCAUUCAAAUAUGAUAGUGUAAGGUCGGAACUCUCCCUGAUUGGGGUCGACAGUCUCGACAUCAAUGAUCUGUGGCGAGAAUUUUCCCAAUGGAUCAAUGAAGUUGGGAUCGACGGUCUCAAAACACGGCCAAUCAAGUGGCACCAAAAGGUCAGUUCGAUCUUCUGCGGCCGACGAGAACUAAGAGAGAAGCUCCGAAAUUUACCAAUUGUCCCUCUUCGGGAUGGUUCAUGGGUCAGGGCGCGCCAGGAUUGCGUCUUUUUUACUUCUACGCAAAACGAAGAGCAUGUGCCCACUGGUAUCGAGCUAUUUCUCGUGGAUCGCUCUGUAUCUAAAGAUCCAGAAAGAAGAAGAUUUCUGAGUUUCUUGGGAAUUCAAGAAUACAGUCCCACCCAAGUUUGCGAACUGAUUAUCAAACUUCACCAUGAUCUGCCUCCGGGGGCCUCCCGCACAGAAAUGGAUCUUGUCACAGACGCUCUUUAUCUUUUUGAUCAUCGAUUGUGUCUCAGAUACGAAGUUCCUAAUAUUGAAUUUGCCGCUGUAAAAGGUGGAAAGGCCAUUUGUAGCAGAGAGCGUCAUCUUUACUUGGUCGACCCCGAUGUCAAGCCUAGUUUGAUAGCAAAAUAUCAGAAUACUGCGCAAAGUCCACUCGUGGUGCUAUCUGACAAGUAUGAGGCUGCGCUGUGCAAAGACCGACCACGAGAAGAUGCAGACUCAUUUCGACGGUGGCUCCUGGGAUCCACAUAUCGAGAGUUUUCCACAGUCCCGGCACUUUUAUAUAAUAACGAACUGAGCGCCGAGUGGCACUUUCUUCGCAGUCACGACGUGAUGGAUUUACUACAAGCAAUCAGGCUACAAUGGGACAAAAAAGCCAUUCUAUCCCCCAUAAUUAUCAAGGCUGCGGCAGAACUUCAAGUGCCUGGCUCCGAUGGAUAUUGGAGACCUCUGGGUCGCCUAGCUAUCCCGACUACGGAGCUGAAACAAAAAUGCCCGCAUCUCGAUUUUGUGAGCCUUCCAAAUCCUAAAGUGUACAACUGGGGGUUUCUAUCAGUUCUGGGCGUCUUGACCACCCGAAAUACAACAGCAACUCUACGAGAGCUUCAGAAGCUUUCACAGCUGCAAGCAGAUAAGGUAGAUAAGGAUGCAAUAAAAGAAAUCUACGAAGCACUGAACGCAAGCAUGCGAUCCGAGUGGAAGGAGAUAAAAACAGCUUUCCUGGAAGAGUCCCUUGUGUUUGUUGAAAAACCAAAGCCAAGAUGGUUAAGUCAUCUCUCCUGCGUCUGGGAUGGCCCAGGUGCUCUGAAGCAGGUCACAAAACUCAGAUAUCGCUACCCCACAUGCAGACAGUUAUUCGUAUCCAUUCUCUGUGUGAAGCAAGCCAGCACUGGAGAUAUUGUCAAGGAACUGUGUUCUGUCUCAGAUGAAGGCGAUAUGGCUACCCAGCGCUUCAGUGAGCUGUUCUUUCUACUAGGGCGCUAUCGUCGUGACCAUGAAGAGCUGAGCAGGGAUCAGGUUCGAAGAAUCCGAGAAGCUGCGGUAUUUCCUAUUGUGGUUGAAGGAGGAAACAGUGACGAACAGCCCAAUAUCACACUACAGUCUAUAUGUGAGGGUGAUUGGUACGUUCCAGAUCAAAUACUUCUGGAACAAGCUUUUCGAUCCAGGGUUUCUAUGCUUAGCAUGCCUGUAAAGGACGCCGAGUCUUUGCGUGCCCUCUUUGAGGAUCUGGAUUGCGAGAAAAGGUUUCUCUCUUGUGCUGUUGAACAAACAACUGAACCGAGAGGCACGUGUAUUCGUGACUUGAGCCGGGAAGAUGAUUUCAUGACUCGACUUGACUGUAUUGCGCUAGCGACAGACCAGCCGGCGCUCGUCGAGCAUAUCACGCUGCAAAUGUGGUCGGUGUCAUCAAUCCUAACUAAAAGUCGAUUGGGAGGCAUUGAGAUCAGCAAUGAAGACAGGUUAAUCACGAUCAGAGAUGAUGGAGAGGUCACAAACAUAUACAUCCGCGAACAUAUAGUCAUGGCCGAGCAGUUCAAGGUCGAUCUUGAAUUGCUGGAGUAUUUCACUAGUCUAUUGGACGUUGAUGCUGAGCACACCAAGCUUGUCACCCUCCUCCUGAAAGAACCUAUUGUCCAACUCUCUGGCAUCCUGGAGAGAUAUAAUAUCGAAGUACCCGAUAAUUUGGACAAUGGAGAUACUGGCAAUCAAGAAAGCGACGGUGAGGACCAAGAAAGCAAUAGCGAGGAUCAAGAAAGCAGCUAUGAGGAUAAAGCGAUGACGAUUAUACAUCCAACCACAGACUACUCAGUUAACGAUUCUGACAGAGAGGAAACGAUGGAGAGCGGAAACGAAAGCUGGCUUAUUGACUUGGCAAGAGAAUUCGGGAAUCUUAGAAUCUCACCAGCAGCAGGUGGCAACGAUGAAACUUUCACCACUCCAGAAAGCUCGCCUCGACUUAUCCAACGGCACGAAGUGACUCCUUCUCACAACUCAAGGAGCCAAAGAAUUGUCCAAGGACCGGCCGUGUUUCAUGCAGAUGAGACACCAGUUGCGAAAACUCCGAGAAAAGACCCAUCUAGCGGGGGAGAUCUUUCUUUGCCUCGCUAUUCACCCAUAGAGACUCCGUCCUACCAAAGUAUCCUCAGUUCAAAUGGCCCCAGACCCGCUCAAAAUUCUCCUAGAGCCUUUGAAAGUCCAUCUAACAGAUAUAGAGAGAUUGGGUUCCUUGGGGAGCGUUUCGUUUAUCGUAUGUUUCAAUCUCGCAUCAAGGAUUGGACGUAUGAGAAUUGGACGAGUAAGUUGCGAGUCGAGGCCGGGCAUCCCCGAUUCACUGAGCGCGAAAAGGACUUUUCCGACUUUACAUACCAGGAUCGUUUUGGACAAAUGAAGGGAGUGCUGCGAGAGGCUGGCAUGGACGUAAUCGUCGAAUGGACUCAUAACACGAAGUUUCAUCUUGAGGUCAAGGCAACACUAGGUCCUUGCAGUGAGCCAUGUUUCGUGUCCCAGAAUCAACUUGACAAGAUGCGCCAGUACGAAGGGGACUUAGGCAACGUCUAUAUCCUCAUUCGGGUUUUCCAGUUGGAAGCAGAAGGUGGCCCAAGCUUUCGAUUCUUUUUAAAUCCUUGGAGUCUCUACUUGGAGGGGGCUCUCAACUUUAGGUCGAAUGAAGGAUAUAAGGUGUAUGGGUUGGUACAAGCUUACCACAGCGGCUGAGAUUCAGCGCCAGUAGUUUGGGCGAUGCCAGUUGGAGUAGUUGUAAGGAUACUCGCAGAUGUCUGAUUAGGAAGGACCUGAUUUAACUGUUCCGCCUACUUCAAUUGGGUGCCUCCGAAGCAGGUGCAUGUUUCGUGCUACCUCCACCCGAAGAAGUUUACAGCAACUGCGGCCUUAUUGCGUGAUCACAUUACCGAUGAUGUAAGGAUUGGCUUGAAUGGACUAGUAUAUCUUGUCCAAGUUCAUUGACGAAGCAGUUUAUCCUUUGUCACGCGAAAUCUGUAUUAACAACGCCAUCUUAUACCGGUUGAAAGAAGCAGGACCUUAUUCUGAGUAUCUCAAGAUUUCUCAAGUGUACCAAACUCAAUUUACCAGAUGAGACCAGUCUACAAUGCAACCAUGCAACUCGAUCUCAGCUACCAAAUCUAGUCUACCUAAGCCUCAUCACUGUGAAAUGCGCAGCGG